This is a messenger RNA of Grus americana (Whooping crane), 577 nucleotides long. It is a transcript of the gene OPA3, whose product is annotated as outer mitochondrial membrane lipid metabolism regulator OPA3. Lineage: Eukaryota; Metazoa; Chordata; Aves; Gruiformes; Gruidae. Gene Ontology annotation, biological process: regulation of lipid metabolic process. Gene Ontology annotation, cellular component: mitochondrion. The coding region runs from base 40 to 561 and encodes 173 amino acids. The record is from RefSeq and is a predicted model, not a curated record. The transcript has 2 exons.
GGUCGCGCGGCGGUGAGGUCACGCAGCGCGCGGCGCAGGAUGGUGGCGGGCGCGUUCCCGCUGGCCAAGCUGCUGACGCUGGGCGCGCGCCAGCUGAGCCGCCCCCUGGCGGCCCGGAUCAAAGCCGGGGCGCGCGCCAGCCCUUUCUUCCGCACCUACAUCUGCCUCCCGCCCGCGCAGCUGUAUCACUGGGUGGAGAUGCGCGCCAAGAUGCGGCUGAUGGGUUUCCGCGGCGCCGCGGUCAAACCGCUGAACGAAGAAGCGGCGGCGGAACUAGGAGCGGAGCUACUCGGGGAAGCGAUCGUGUUCGGCGUGGGAGGGCUCUGCCUCUACUUGGAAUACGCCCGGCAGUCGGGACAGGCCCGGCGGCGGGAGGAAGAGCAGGCGGCGGCGUUACGGGAGGUGGGGGAGCGGCUGGAGCGGCUGCAGGAGGAGCUGAACGCCAUGGCGGCGCGCCUGCCCCCCGGCCACGCCCCCGCCGGCUCUGACCACGCCCCCGCCGCAGGCCACGCCCCCGGAGUUGAAGGCUCAGGACACGCCCCCGCUGGGCCCGGCCAUUAAAAGCGUCCACGUGCUC